Solea solea (common sole) is the source of this 1584-nucleotide messenger RNA. It is a transcript of the gene mtch2, whose product is annotated as mitochondrial carrier homolog 2. Lineage: Eukaryota; Metazoa; Chordata; Actinopteri; Pleuronectiformes; Soleidae. Gene Ontology annotation, cellular component: mitochondrion; membrane. The record is from RefSeq and is a predicted model, not a curated record. The transcript is spliced from 13 exons. The coding region runs from base 74 to 979 and encodes 301 amino acids. Gene Ontology annotation, biological process: positive regulation of apoptotic process.
GAAGAAGAAGAAGAAGAAGGAGCAGAACGAGCAGAACGAGAAGAUCUUCCGGUCUCGCUCAGGCUAACUAAAGAUGGCGGACACGUGUGGUCAAAUAUUGCUGGGCUCAGGACUCACUGUCCUCUCCCACCCUCUCAUGUACAUCAAAGUCCUCAUCCAGGUAGGACAUGAGCCGCUCUCUCCCUCCCUGGGCAGGAACGUGUUUGGCAGGCAGGUCCAUCAGCUGCCUGGACUGUUUGCUUAUGCAAAGCACAUCAUGAAAAUUGAUGGGAAAGCGGGUCUCUUCAAAGGACUUGCUCCAAGGCUCUGUGCAGGCACCAUUGGCACUCUUGUGCACAGCAAAGUUGUGCAGAAAUGCCAAGAACAAGGGACCCCUCAGGUACUGGGCAGUCAGCAGAAGGCUGUGGAGGGCUCCCUACAGCAUGUUGUUAAUGAGACAACUAAAGAAAUGAUAGCUCGUUCCUGUGCCACGGUCGUCACACAUCCCUUUCAUGUGAUUACUUUGCGAUGCAUGGUCCAGUUUAUUGGGAGAGAAACAAAAUACAGUGGUGUGUUGGACUCCAUCGUUACGGUGUACAGAGAAGAAGGCAUACUGGGCUUCUUUGCUGGUUUGAUUCCUCGCCUGCUUGGUGAUGUGCUGGCUCUGUGGAUUUGUAACCUGCUCGCACACGUCAUCAAUACUUACGCCAUUGAUGACUCGAUGAGUCACACAGGAGAGCUGAAGAACUGCUCGCAGGCUGUGACGGGGUUCUUUGCCAGUAUGCUCACUUACCCCUUUGUUUUGGUGUCAAACCUCAUGGCUGUCAAUAACUGCGGGCUUGCUGGAGGUCUGCCUCCCUAUGCAUCAGUUUAUCCAACCUGGGUAGAAUGCUGGAGACAUCUAAGCAGAGAGGGCAACAUGAGCAGAGGCAACAGUUUAUUUUUCCGGAAGGUUCCAGCUGGAAAGAUGUACGCGAUUGACCAGAAGAGAUUUUUUUGAAGGAUCAAGAGAAGUGAGCUGAACAUAGUUAAGAUAAUAACACAUAAAAAAGACGCCUGAUCUCAGAGUUGGACCGUCUUCACGUAACUUUUUUUGUAUGCACUUGUUAACUCUGAGGUUUUUUCAUUUCCUUACCAACCUGCCAUCGUGUGAGGGAAGAAAAAAUUCGCUAGUUUCCACUUAACUGUCUGCAGGUUGCUUUUUAACAGAAAUGUAUUGAGAUUGAAAUUUCAGUGAAGUACAGGGAAUCCCCAUGAGUUCAGACAGUGAUGGGAGAUUUACAAACUGAAUAUUUAUCAUGACAGACCAAUUUAAGUGCGCAUCCCUUGUAAUUAAUAUAUAAAUUAUCAUGACUCUCCUUCUAUAAGAUGGGAUUUGUUUGUUUGGAAAAAAAAACACUUAAGCCUGCAUGUGAUAAUGUUUAAUAUAUCACACUGAUGACCAAGUGGGACCUCUUGUCUUGUGGUAUUGUCUUCAUGUGAUGAUCGAUGUAAUGCUAAUGAAGAUAAGCAUGAUGUAUGUGUGGUUGUACAGAGUUGUGAACAGAGGGGAUCCAGAGCUGACCAAUCUCUCUGAACGCUCUUGAUCAUUCACAGCUCAUUCAG